Messenger RNA from Culex pipiens pallens (northern house mosquito), 18394 nucleotides. It is a transcript of the gene shot, whose product is annotated as dystonin. Lineage: Eukaryota; Metazoa; Arthropoda; Insecta; Diptera; Culicidae. The transcript has 31 exons. Bases 415 to 16722 code for a protein of 5435 amino acids. Gene Ontology annotation, cellular component: membrane; cytoplasm; cytoskeleton. Gene Ontology annotation, molecular function: microtubule binding; calcium ion binding; structural molecule activity. Gene Ontology annotation, biological process: intermediate filament cytoskeleton organization; wound healing. The record is from RefSeq and is a predicted model, not a curated record.
AGAUUGUGGUAGACGACGACCGCGCCGCGCGACCGCGUAUCGAAACGAAAACAUGAACGACGACGAAGUUUAGAGAGCUGUGAAGACGAUCUUCUUGCGUGUUUUUUGGCGUUUACCGUGAGCGCAUUCAAAAAAUAUCCCGAAGAAGAAUCAACGGCACGAGAGAUGUCCGCAGGGGCAAGUGCUUGACAGUGACCGAGUCAGUGAGUGAGUGUGUACUACGAAGAUAUGCGAAACUUGUGCUGAAGACAGCCGGAAGAAAGGAAGAACUCUGCGAAGCAAAGCUGUGUGCAAGUUAGUGAUCGAACAUCCGAAACCGGAAGUGCCAUCAGAUCCCAUUUGGAUGUCAGUGCAGUGAAGUUCGAGUGAUACCAAGAAGCUUCCAAAAAUAAACGAAUCACUGAGGACACGACGAUGUCCACACAGUCCUACUACAAGGAUCGGCUCGGGUUCGAUCCGCGGGAGGCCUUGGCGGACAACAACAACGGGGACGUGUCCCCGCCGCUCAAGUCUCCCCAUCAACGGCACAGCGUAUCCGGCGGAUCCGCCUCCAAACACUACUACAGCAACAACGGAGGCGGAUCCCCAAGUCCGUCCGGGUACAACAACGGUAACGGUAACGGCGGGGACUACUACAGCCGUGCUAGUCCGGCCAAGCGCCACAAGCAUUCCUCGUUCAGUCAUGGCGCUUCCCCGGUGACCGGAUCGCCGCUGAACGUGACCAGCCAGGGUGGAUAUGAGGACGCGUUGACCCAGUUCAAAGACGAACGAGAUGCCAUACAGAAGAAAACUUUCACAAAAUGGGUCAACAAACAUCUCAAAAAGCAUUGGAAAUAUCUCAAGACCUACACCCACUUACAUGUAUGUGUUGUCAUCAAUGGACUGCCCUGUUGUCCACCAGCAGCCUCACGACGUGUAGACGAUCUGUUCGAAGAUCUGCGCGAUGGACACAACCUUCUUUCUCUCUUGGAAGUAUUAUCUGGCGAACAUCUUCCAAGGGAGAAGGGAAAAAUGCGCUUCCACAUGCUGCAGAACGCCCAGAUGGCGCUCGACUUUCUGCGCUACAAGAAAAUCAAACUGGUCAACAUCCGGGCGGAGGACAUCGUCGACGGCAACCCGAAGCUCACCCUCGGUCUCAUCUGGACCAUCAUUCUGCACUUCCAGAUUUCCGACAUCGUGGUCGGCCAGGAGGACAACCUGACGGCGCGGGAGGCGCUGCUGCGGUGGGCGCGCCGCUCCACCGCCAAGUACCCGGGCGUCCGCGUCAACGACUUCACCGGCUCCUGGCGGGACGGUCUCGCCUUCUCGGCGCUCAUCCACCGCAACCGGCCCGAUCUCAUCGACUGGCGAGACUCGAGAUCGCGCCGGCCCCGCGAGCGCCUCGAGCAGGCCUUCCACGUGGUGGAGCGCGAGUACGGCGUCACGCGGCUGCUCGAUCCGGAAGUCGGCGAGAGCGGCGAAGUGGACGUCGAGACGGAGCUGCGGCCCGAAUCGCUCGAGAAGGCGUGGCACCGGCUGAUGUCGGCGCUGGCGGACCGGGACAUGAUCCUGCAGCAGGAGGUGCAGCGGCUCGAGCGGCUCCAGAAGCUGGCGGACAAGGUCCAGCGCGAGUACAAGCACACCGAAACCGUCAUCACCAAGAUCGAAACGAGAAUCUCCGAGGAGAGCCGCCGCAUCGACCGGUUGCACCCGGUCGAGGCGAAGAACAUCGUCGAGGGGCUGGAGGGGGACAUCCGGCACCUGGAGCAGCCGCUCCAGGAGAUGAACGACGACUGUCACAACCUGAAGGACGGUCGAUACCCACAGGCAGGGGACCUGCAUAAAAAAGUCACAAAACUGCACCAGCGGUGGUCCCAGCUGCGCACCACAUUCCACACUAGCUUAGUACAAAAACUGUCCGGCAUGAGCUACCCCGUGCAGGAGACGACCAUCACGAAGCAAACCCGCGUCGUGACCGAAACCCGCCAGAUUGGCACGAAUCCGUACUUCCGCGACGUCCAGGAGUACACCGAGUGGUGUCAAACCAAAUUGAAACAACUGCUUACCUCCGACUACGGAUCGGAUCUGCCGUCGGCGAAGGUGGAGCUGGAGCGGCACCAGCACGAGCACAAGGUGAUCGACCAGUUCCACUCGAAGAUCAUCCAGUGCGAGCGGCACCAGUCGAACUUUAGCGGCGAUGAGUUGACGCUGUACCAGCAGAAGCUCAGCCAGCUGCAGAAGAUCUUUGCGGAGCUGCUGAGCACGAGUACGAAGCGGCUGUCCGAUCUGGACGCGUUGCAGCUGUUCCUGUCGGCGGCGACCGCCGAGCUGAGCUGGCUGAACGAUCGCGAACAGAUCGAGGUUAGCCGCGACUGGGCGGACAAGAAUCUGGAUCUGUCCGCCGUGCAUCGGUAUUAUGAGAACCUCAUGUCCGAGCUGGAGAAGCGCGAGAUGCACUUUGUGACGAUCCUCGAUCGCGGAGAAGACCUUCUAGUCCAACAACACCCGGCUUCCAAGUGUAUCGAGGGUCACCUGCAGGCGCUCAAGUCCCAGUGGUCGUGGCUGCUGCAGCUGACGCUGUGUUUGGAGCGCCACCUGAAGCUCGCCACCGACUACCACUCGUUCUACGACGAGAUCCGGGAGGCGGAGAACUGGCUGGCGAAGCGGGACGACAUCCUGAACACCAAGUACUCGCAGUCGGAGUUUUCGCUGGAUCAGGGCGAGGGCCUGUUGAGGGGGAUGCAGGACGUGAGGGAGGAGUUGAACGCGUUCGGCGAGACGGUGGCCCACCUGCAGCACCAGGCCACGACGAUAGUGCCUUUGAAGCAGCGGAAGCAACCGGUGAACCGGCAGUGUACGGUGCAGACGAUCUGUCCGUACAAGCAGGGUAACAUCUCGCUCGAGCAGAACGAGUCGUGUACGCUGUUGGAUACGAGUGGGCGCGUCAAGUGGCGCGUGAAAACGGCCAAGGGAGUUGAAGGGUCGGUUCAUGGAGUGUGUCUGCUGUUGCCUCCGCCCGACCAGGAAGCGAUCGAGGCCGCCGACCGGUUGAAGCGCCUGUUUGACCGAUCGGUUGCGCUGUGGCAGAAGAAGCAGCUGCGACUGCGCCAGAACAUGAUCUUCGCCACCAUCAAGGUCGUCAAGGGCUGGGACUUUGAGCAGUUCCUGGCGAUGGGAGCGGAGCAGCGGACGGCGAUUCGGCGGGCGUUGAACGACGACGCGGACAAGCUGCUUGCCGAGGGAGAUCCGGCGGAUCCGCAGCUGCGACGGCUGCGCCGCGAAAUGGACGAAGUCAACCGACUGUUUGAUGAAUUCGAGAAACGUGCCAGAGCAGAAGAGGAAAGCAAACAAGCGAGUCGAAUAUUCACCGAGCAAUGCAUCUCGCUCAAGACCCGACUGGAGGAGAUGGCCCGCGAGCUGGACCACAUCAUCCUUUCGCCGAUGCCGCGCGAUCUGGACUCGCUCGAGCACGCCGUCCAAAUCCUGGACGACUACAAGCGCCGCCUCGGCCUCCUCGAGCCCGACCUGCGCCACCUUCAGGAAACAUUCCGCACAAUCACGCUGAAGACGCCCGCCCUCAAGAAGAGCCUCGACAACCUGCUCGAGCUGUGGAAGGAACUCAACACCCAGGCUGGCCUGCAGGGCGAUCGCCUGAAGCUGCUCGAAGGUGCUCUAGCUGGUCUGGAGGACAACGAGCAGGUCAUCUCCGACCUGGAAGGCAAGCUGUCCCGUCAGCUGGAACUGCCCUCCUCCCAGGAGGGUCUGUACGAGGUGUUCAAGCGGCUGUCCGCCAUCCAGGAGACGAUCUCCGCCCAACAGCCGGAAAUGGACAAGAUGAACGACUCGGCCGAUCAGCUGGGUCGCAUGGGUGUGCCAACGAAGGUUCUUGGGGAUCUUAAGCGGCUGCACGCCAACGUCGAGCGACUGAACUCGCGUUGGAACAACAUCUGCGGCCAGCUGGCCGAACGCCUCCGAAGCGUGGAAACCGCCAUCGGGCUGAUGAAGAACCUGCAGACGAGCAUCGUCGUCGAGGAGACGUGGGUCGAGAAGCAGACGGAGAAGCUGCAAGCGUUGCCGACGGCGACCUCCGCCCGGGAGCUGGAUACCAUGCUGGGCGAGGCCAUGGAGCGGGCGCCGAAAAUCGAACAGGUCAAUCUCACCGGUGGCCGUUUGAUCCGUGAAGCCAAGAUCUACGAUGGCAAGUGCGUGCACUACAUCGACUGGCUGGUGGAGAUUCGACCGAGCUUUUCGCCACCGCGGCAGGACCUGCGGCCGCCGGACGCCGAUCCGGGCGCCACCGAGGUGUACUCCCGGCGGCUGGACACUCUCAACGGGCGGUACGAGACGCUGCUUGAGCAGCUGACCCAGCGGCUCAAGACGGCGAUCGAGGUGAAUGGCGCGGACGGAUUGCGCUUCGCCGAGAGUCUCCAGAAGCCGCUGCGCACCUAUCGGAUGGAGUUCAAUCUGGGCCGUCCGGACAACAACAACGGUUCGGCGGACCUCGGCACCCUGGCGGACGGUAGCUUUCACGAAGUCACGGAAGACGUCUACACGAGCACGUACACGGCAACGCAAAUAACCAAGAUUUCCAACAGCAAGCUGAUCUACGACGCGACGGACUCGCGCGAGGGCUCGCCCACGAAGAAAGUGACGCGGGUGGACAUGCAGCAGUCGGACGUGCACCAGCACCCGAACGGUGCUGCACCCGGCGGAGCGUCGUCGGUACAGUUUACGGAGAUUCGCAGCUUGAAGCGCAUUUCGCGCAACAACGAGGCGGUCGGCACAAACAAUGGCGGCGGCGGCGAAGACGGAGAUAUUCUGAACAUGCCCGGAAUCGUGGAUCCGGUGAGUGGGCGCGUGUUGACGGUCGGGGAAGCGAUUCGGAUGAGGAUCUUGGAUGUACGGACGGGACAGUUGAAUGUGGCGAACGGCGAGCGGUUGAGUUUGGAGGAGGCGGUCAGGAGGAAACUGAUUGAUGCGGAUUUGGUGGAGAGUUUGCUGCGGCCGGACGCGGUGCUGGACCGGGAUGGGCGGGCGAUGAGCCUGCUGGAGGUAAUACAGAAGGAAAUCCUCGAGGCGGAGAACGGCUACGAUAGUACGGAGAAGCGAAUCAAGCAAGCGGUCGUUGAGAAAUUUGCCCUAUGCGAGGACCACCUUUCCAAGCUGCUCGAAUGGAUCACCAAGGUCGAGCAGGACAUCGCCUCCGUUGGUGGACCCAAAGAACGCGUCGACGAUUUGCGCAAUCAAAUCAAUUCACUCAAGCAAAUCAAGGAAGACAUCGACACCCAGUCCCGUCCAGUUGCGUCCUGCUUGGAGCAGGUGCGUCAGUUGGUCCUUACCGGUGGAGACGUGCUGAGUGCCCCGGAAGUGGCCGGCCUGGAGAGUUCCGGUCGAGAGUUGCGUGCCCGUGUCGAUAAGGCACAGGACCGCACCGGUAAGCUGCUGCGACGGCUUGGCGGCGCUCGCGAUGAGCUGGGUAAGCUGCGUUCCGAGCUGGACACCUUCACCAGCUGGCUGCAGACGUCUCGACGCACGCUCGAGGACAAGGAGAAUACGCUGUCCGAUCUGAACCAGCUGUCCAACCAGUCGGAAUCGGUGAAGGAGUUCCACGGAGACGUAAUCGCUCACCAAGCCGACCUGCGGUUCAUCACCAUGUCGGCGCAAAAGUUCGUGGACGAGUGCAAGGACUACCUGACCGUGCUGAACGACUUCCGUACAACGCUGCCAGAACGACUGCCGCACAUUGAGCAAAUCUCCAGCUCGGACAGUCCAAUCCGACAGGAAGUUUCCCUCGUUACUGCCCAAUAUCGGGAUCUGAUGAGCCGAUCGAACGCCCUGCUGGAUCGUCUGGCCGGACUUGGAGGUCGUCAACGCGACUACCAGGAAGCCCUCGAGAAGGCACGAUCCUGGCUGCGUGAUGUCCAAACUCGCGUCUCGUCGGUGCUAUCCGAUCCCAUUGCCGCCGAUCCACAAUCGGUACAGGACCAGAUGAACCAAACUAAAGCGCUGCAAAGCGAAUUCCUGUCGCAGGGACGUCUCAUCGAUAACGUACAGCUCUCACUCAACGCUCUUCUCAAGUCGCUGGCCGGUCGCCUCAGUCCAUCCGAGGUGUCCGCCCUGGAAAUCCCGGUAGAAGACGUCAAGGACAAGUACAAGCAACUGCUGGAAGCUCUCGGCGAUCGCACAAAACUGCUGGACACCGCUUUGGUCCAAUCGCAAGGAGUACAAGACGCUCUGGACGGACUAUCCGGAUGGAUCAACCAGUCGGAGGACAAGUUCAAGCUGCAAAACCGACCAGCAUCGCUCAUCAAGGAUCGUCUCAACGAGCAAGUCCGUGAACACCGUGGGCUGCUGAACGAUCUGGAAUCUCAUCGCACAAGUUUGGAGAGUGUCACCCUGUCAGCCCAAGAGUUGAUGGCCACCGCAUCAAAUGCACGUCUUGCCAAGCGUAUCGAAACCAACUUGAGUGACGUCACCGGACGAUUCGAGAAACUGCUGGACAAGGCACUGAAGCGAGGUGAAUUCCUGGAAGACACCCUCGCCCAGCUGACCAAGUUCAACGAAGAUGCCACCAGCGUCGAGCAGGAACUACUGAACGCACAGGAAGCUCUCGAGGGACGUGAACUGGCCUCGCUGCCUGCUGACACUCUCACUCAACGCAUGAUCGAGCUCACCCGGAACAAGGAACAUCUGCGUCCACUGUACGAGAACUGUGUACGUCUGGGCAAGGACCUGAUCGCCAAGCGUGAUGUCACCGAUACCGGAGUUGUUCGCGAUCGCGUCAAGGCACUGGAGAACGCCUGGAAGAACUUGGACGUUACCCUGGAGGAGAAGCUCAAGCUGGCCAAGCAAAAGUCGGAGCAGCUGAACGCGUACGAAGACCUCAAGGAUCAAGUGCUCGUGUGGUUGUCCAGCAUCGAAACCAGAACCAACAACCUGGCCCCGGUGGCCGUUGAUGUGGAUGCGAUCAAGUACCAGAUCGAAGAAGUGAAACCACUGGUCAAGGAGCACCGCGACUACGGAGUGACGAUCGACAAGGUCAACGAUCUUGGUGCCCAGUACGAUGCACUGGUCCGUCCGGAUAGCCCAUCUCGCAAGCGCUCAGUAUACAGCCCAAUCAAGCGAUCGACCGUAAGUCCGAUGCGUCGCAUGUCGGGAGAGGCGCGAUCACCCAGCCCAACCAAGAGCGGUGGUCUGAUGGUGGGACAAAGUCCAACCGUAUCGCCGCUGUCUCCCGGUGGAUCGAGCGGAUUCGGUAGCCGGCGCUCGUCGCAAGACGGGUUCCAACUAACCGAUCUGACCCCGAUCCAGCAGCAACUGACGGAAAUCAACAACCGGUACAGUUUGGUCGGAGCACGCCUGAACGAUCGACAGAAUGAGCUGGAUUCUGUGCGGGAUGAAGUGCGCAAGCACCAGGAAAGUCUCAAGACGUUGGCCAGCUUCUUGGACAAGAUUCAACGGCAGGUCCCGAAGGAAGUCAUCAGCAACAAAGACGAAGCCGAACGAUGCAACAAACAGGCACGUAAGAUCUUGGAGGAAAUGUACGAGAAGCAAAGUCUGUUGGACUCCACCAAGGCUCAAGUUAAAGAUCUACUGAAACGCAAACCAGACGUGCAGGGAGCAGACCGAUUGCGAUCGGAUCUCGACACAGUGGCUGACCGCUGGAAGAACCUGCACGACCUGUGCAAGGAUCGCAUCAACUUCUCCGAACAACUUCGUGACUUCCUCGAUACUCACGACAACUUGAACACCUGGCUGGGAGCAAAGGAGCGCAUGUUGACCGUACUCGGACCGAUCUCUUCCGACCCGCGCAUGGUUCAAAGCCAAGUUCAACAGGUGCAAGUCCUGCGCGAAGAAUUCCGUGGCCAACAGCCACAGCUGAACCAUCUCCAAGAAGUCGGCAACGCCGUUCUGGAAUACCUGCGAGAAUCCUCUCCGGAAAGCCAGUCCGUGUCUACCAAGCUGAAGAACGUACAGAAGAAAUGGGACGAUCUUGUCGGACGACUCGACGAACGCGCCCAAAGCUUGGGAGCUGCCGCCGAUACCUCGAAGGAAUUCGACGCUGGUUUGAACCGUCUGCGUGAAGCUCUGCAGACCAUCAGCGACAAUCUAGACGGCCUGCCGACGGACCGCGAUCACCAGGAGACGCUGCGCAAGAUUGAAAACCUUGAGCGACAACUCGAAGGACAACGUCCUCUGUUGGCUGAUUCCGAAGCAGCUGGAGAAGCCCUUUGCCGAGUGCUGAGCGAUCCCGCAUCGCGUGCUGACGUCAACGCCCGUUUGGGCGCUGUUGGCAAGCAAUACCAAACGCUGCAGAAGAAACUGGACCUCAGAAAGGCGGAAACCGAUGCUGCCCUGCGCGAUGGACGUCAGUUCGCUGAAACCUGUGCCCGAACUCUCGGCUGGCUGUCGGGAGAGCUGGGUAAUCUGACCGAUCGCCUACUGGUGUCUGCACACCGUCCAACUCUGCAGCACCAAAUUGACACUCACGAGCCAAUCUACCGCGAGGUGAUGAGCCGAGAACACGAAGUCAUCAUGCUGCUCAACAAGGGUCGUGAACUUCAGGACAAGCCCGGACAAAGCCCAGACCGUGCCGUACAACGAGAUUUGGAGAAGAUUUCCCAGCAAUGGGAACGUCUACGUAACACCGCCGUUGACCGUCACUCGCGACUACAGACCUGCCUGGAACAUUGCAAGAAACACUCCGCAGCAUCGGAGACAUUCCUGACGUGGCUGCGAGGAGCGGAAGACAAGCUCAGCUCUUUCAAGCCUGGCAUUAUGAAGAAGUCCCAACUCGAUCAACAGCUGAAGGAACUGCAAACGUUCCGUUCGGAUGUGUGGAAGCGAUCGGGAGAGUACGAGAACACUCGCGGAUUAGGCGAAGCAUUCAUUGGUGCCUGCGAUGUGGACAAGGAACCGAUCAAGGCGGAACUCCAGGACAUGAAGGACCGCUGGGAGCGCCUGAACAACGAACUCAUUGCGCGAGCUCAAACGCUGGAAACCUGUGCCAAGCGACUGGGAGAUUUCAACGAAGAACUGCGAGACUUGGAGCAUGCCGUUGGCCGCUGCGAAGAUCGCCUGGCAGCUCAUGACGCGCUGGGAGGUGCCGCCAAGGAUCCGAAACUGUUGGAUCGUGUCAAGGCCAUCAAGGAGGAUGCGGCUGGUCUGAGAAAACCACUGCAAGCGACUCGCAAGUUGGCCGGAGAUAUCGCCGUUGAGGCACGUGCCGCAGGUGGAGACGCCGAUCAUCUGAAGAACGAAGUUGACGGAAUCGCCGAUCGUAUCGAAGACCUGCACGCGCGUCUUGAUGAUCGUUGCGGCGAACUUCAGUCCGCUGCCACUGCCGUGUCGCAGUUCAACGACGCCGUCAAGGCACUCGGAGUUGACCUCAACGAGCUGGAAAGUCAAAUCGAUUCUUUGUCACCACCGGCACGUGAGAUCAAGACCGUACUGAACCAGUUGGAUGAAGUGGCUACGAUUCUAACUAAGAUUGAUCGUACCGCCGAACACGUUGCCAGCGUUGAACGCGCUGGAGAACAACUGGUUGAUUCUGGAUUUGCACCAGACACUGCCGUCACGCGUGAUCAAAUUACCUCGCUGAGGAAGCAACUCGGCAAGCUGGACAACCGUGCCCGUGACCAUGACGAGGCUCUGCAGAAGGCACUGAAGGCGCUACAGAAGUUCUACGACUUGCACCAAGGAACGCUGGACGAUCUGAACGACGUGGCAGAUCAGGUGAAGAAACUGAAGCCGGUUAGCUCGGAACUUGAACAGAUUCGCAACCAGCAGGACGACUUCCGUCGCUUCAAGCAGCGUUACGUUGAACCAUUGGUUGAGAAGAUUGACGAAGUCAACCGUAGUGGACAGGACUUGGUCCGUUCGGCCCAGGGAGGCGUUCCGACGCACGUUAUGGAGAAGGACCUGGAGAAGAUCAACGAGAAGUGGAACGAUCUGAAGGAGAAGAUGAACGAACGUGAUCGUCGUCUGGACGUUGGCCUUCUGCAGUCUGGUAAGUUCCAAGAAGCACUGGAUGGACUUUCCAAAUGGCUCAAGGAUACCGAAGAAAUGGUCGCCAACCAGAAGCCACCAAGUGCCGACUACAAGGUCGUGAAGGCUCAACUACAGGAGCAGAAAUUCCUCACGAAGAUGUUGAUGGAUCGUCAGAACUCGAUGUCAUCGCUGUUCCAGCUGGGUCAAGAAGUGGCCGCCGGUUGUGAUGCCUCAGAGAAGGCAGCUAUCGAGCGUCAGCUUAAGGAACUGAUGGGACGCUUCGACGCACUGACUGAGUCCGCUCAGCGACGUACGCUGGAUCUGGAACAAGCCAUGCACGUUGCCAAACAGUUCCAGGAUCAGCUGGUUCCACUCACUAAGUGGCUAGAUGGUGCUGAACGUGCCGUGAAGUCGAUGGAACUUGUUCCAACGGAUGAGGAGAAGAUUCAGCAGAGAAUCCACGAACACGAGCGUCUACAUGACGAGAUCCUCUCGAAACAGCCUGACUUUAGCGAGCUGGCUGACAUUGCCGGACAGCUUAUGGAACUUGUCGGAGAUGAUGAAGGUGUUGUACUGAGCGAGAAGGUUAAGAAUACCACGGAUCGAUAUACCGAUUUGGUGCAAGCUAGCGACAACAUCGGACAUGUAUUGAACGAAUCCCGACAGGGACUGCGUCACCUGGUGCUGACCUACCAAGAUCUAGUCUCGUGGAUGGAGAACAUGGAGAACCGCCUUCAGCGAUUCCGUAUCAUCCCGGUGCACACCGAGAAGCUGCUGGAACAGAUGGACGUGCUGGUUGAGCUGAACGAAGACAUCGCCAGUCGCUCGCCGAACGUAGAAUCCACCGUCGAAGCUGGAUCCGAACUGAUGAAGCACAUCUCCUCCGACGAAGCUCUUCAGCUGAAGGACAAACUGGACUCGCUGCAGCGUCGCUACGGAGAACUGACCACCAAGGGAGGUGAUCUGCUGAAGCACGCACAGGACGCUCUGCCACUUGUCCAGCAGUUCCAUCAGUCGCAUAUCCGCUUGGUCGACUGGAUGCAAGCUGCCGAAGCCACACUGUCAACUGGAGAUUCGAACGAGGUCGACAUUGUGCGUUUGGAGGGUGAUUUGAGUGAAAUGAGACCAGUUCUGGAGGCUGUCAACUCCGUGGGUCCUCAGCUGUGCCAGAUUUCACCUGGAGAAGGUGCAUCGACGAUUGAGGGUAUCGUUACGCGUGAUAACCGACGCUUCGAAGCCAUUGUCGAGCAGAUUCAACGCAAGGCGGAACGUCUACAUCUCAGCAAGCAACGUUCCAACGAAGUCACGGCCGAUAUUGACGAGCUGCUGGAAUGGUUCCGUGACAUGGAUGCCACCCUGCGGGACGCUGAUUCGCCAGCCAUGACGCCGAAGCUUGUACGAGCUCAGCUGCAGGAACACCGCUCGAUCAACGAUGACAUCUCCAGCCAGAAGGGUCGCGUCCGUGACGUCACUUCCUCUGCCAAGAAGGUCCUACGAGAAUCGCAACCGAACGAGAACACCAUCGCCCUGCGAGAGAAACUGGAGGACCUCAAGGAAGUGGUUGAAACCGUGGCCGGACUGUGCGCCAACCGAUUGGCCAUCCUCGAACAAGCACUGCCACUGUCGGAACACUUUGCCGAUUCGCAUAGCGGUCUCGUAGGUUGGUUGAACGACAUGGAGCAUCAAAUCUCUAUGCUUGCGAUGCCAGCGUUGCGACCGGACCAGAUUGCCAUCCAACAGGAUAAGAACGAACGGCUAACGCAGUCUAUUUCCGAGCACAAACCACUGCUGGACAAGCUGAACAAGACGGGAGAAGCGCUGAUUGCGUUGGUUGCCGACGACGAUGCGGCCAAGAUCAGCGAAAUUCUCGAGUCGGACAAUGCGCGAUACGCAGCGCUGAGAACCGAACUGCGCGAACGACAGAACGCCUUGGAACAAGCUCUGCAAGAGUCUAGUCAAUUCUCGGACAAACUGGAAGGUAUGCUACGUGCCCUACAGAACACGGCCGAUCAGGCGAACCAAGCCGAUCCAAUUUCGGCACAUCCGCCAAAGAUCCACGAUCAGCUCGAUGACAACGCCGCCCUGGUUGAAGACAUUGACAAGCGUAGCGAAGCAUUCGCAGCUGUUAAGCGGGCCGCCACCGACGUUAUCUCGAAGGCCACCAACCAGUCCGAUCCGGCCGUGCGAGACAUCAAGAAGAAGCUGGAGAAACUGAACAACCUGUGGAACGAACUGCAGAAGACCACGAACAAACGAGGCGCUGCCCUGGAGGACACCCUUGCGAUGGCCGAAAAGUUCUGGAAGGAGAUGCGUGCGGUUAUGGAAACGCUGAAGGAGCUGCAAGAAGCCCUGCAAACGCAAGAACCGCCGGCAGCGCAACCGCAAGCCAUUCAGAAGCAGCAGGUCGCCCUGCAGGAGAUCCGCCAGGAGAUCGACCAGACCAAACCGGAAGUGGAGCAAGUGCGCCGCACCGGAACCAACCUGAUGUCGCUGUGCGGCGAGCCGGACAAGCCCGAGGUCAAGAAGCACAUCGAAGAUCUGGACCACGCCUGGGACAACAUUACGGCGCUGUACGCGAAGCGCGAAGAGAACCUGAUCGACGCCAUGGAGAAGGCGAUGGAGUUCCACGAGACGCUCCAGAACCUGCUGAACUUCCUGGCCAAGGCGGAGGACCGCUUCGCGAAGCUGGGCCCGCUCGGGUCGGACAUUGAGGCCGUCAAGAAGCAGAUCGAACAGCUGAAGCACUUCAAGGACGACGUCGACCCGCACAUGGUCGAGGUGGAGGCGCUGAACCGGCAAGCGGUCGAGCUGACCGAGCGCACCUCGGCGGAACAGGCCAACGCCAUCCGCGAGCCGCUGAAUGCCGUCAACCGCCGGUGGGAGAACCUGCUGCGUGGUAUGGUCGAGCGCCAGAAGCAGCUGGAGCACGCUCUGCUGCAUCUGGGUCAGUUCCAGCACGCGCUCAACGAGCUGCUGGUCUGGAUCAACAAGACGGACGCCAAUUUGGAUGAGUUGAAGCCGAUUCCGGGCGAUCCACAGCUGCUGGAGGUUGAGCUGGCCAAGUUGAAGGUGCUUGCGAAUGACAUUCACGCUCACCAGAGUUCGGUGGAUACGCUGAACGAUGCGGGCAGGAAGCUGAUCGAGAACGAUCGUGGCUCGCUAGAGGCGUCCACGACACAGGAGAAGCUGCAACAGCUGAACAAGCAGUGGAGAGAUCUGCUGCAGAAGGCUGCCGAUCGUCAGCACGAGCUGGAGGAAGCUCUGCGUGAGGCUCAAGGCUUCACGUCGGAGAUCCAGGAUCUGCUGGGUUGGUUGGGCGAUGUGGAUGCCGUCAUUGGUGCAAGCAAGCCGGUUGGAGGACUGCCGGAAACGGCUUCCGAACAGCUGGAGCGAUUCAUGGAGGUUUAUAACGAGCUAGAAGAGAACAGACCAAAGGUAGAGACACUGAUCGCACAAGGACAGGAGUACGUGAGGAAGCAGAACCAGCUGCAGGUGUCGGCUAGCAAUCUGCAGCACACGUUGAGGACGCUGAAGCAGCGUUGGGAUGCUGUCGUUUCACGGGCGUCGGACAAGAAGAUCAAGCUGGAGAUCGCGCUGAAGGAGGCGACCGAGUUCCACGAUGCACUGCAAGCGUUCGUCGAAUGGUUGACGCAAGCGGAGAAGCAACUGGGCUCGGCGUCGGCUGUUUCGCGAGUGCUGGAGACGAUUCAGCAGCAAAUGGAAGAACAUAAGGUGCUACAGAAGGACGUGUCGAUUCAUCGUGAGUCGAUGCUACUGCUGGACAAGAAGGGAACGCAUUUGAAGUACUUUAGCCAGAAGCAGGACGUGAUUCUGAUCAAGAACUUGCUCGUUUCGGUGCAGCACCGUUGGGAACGAGUGGUGGCCAAGGCUGCCGAACGGACACGCGCGCUGGAUCAUGGGUACAAAGAGGCCCGUGAGUUCCACGAUUCGUGGCUGCAGCUGACGACGUGGUUGAAGGAAACGGAGACUACGCUGGACACGCUGUCGGAGGAGACUAGCAACGAUGCGGUCAAGAUCAAGAAGCACCUGGAGAAACUGCGCGAGAUUCAGCGCAACCUGCAGUCGAAGGAGAGCUUCUACGACAGUACGAUGCGCAGCGGCAAGGGACUGAUGGACCGUGCUCCGAAGUCGGACGAGCCCGUACUGUCACGGAUGAUGAACGAGCUGAAAGACUCGUGGAAGCGGGUUUGCAACAAGAGCGUCGAACGGCAACGCAAAUUCGAGGAAGCUUUACUGCUGUCUGGACAAUUUGCGGAUGCCUUGCAGGCGCUGCUGGACUGGCUGCGUAAGACCAAGGCCCGCCUUGCGGAGGACGGACCGGUUCAUGGAGAUCUGGAUACGGUGACGACGCUGGUCGAGCACCACAAGCAGCUGGAGUCGGAUUUGGACAAACGAUCGGCACAGAUGCAGAGCGUCAUGAAGACUGGCAAGGAUCUGGAAAAGUCGGACGAAACGCGCGAAACUUCCAAGCACUUGAAGGAGAUGCAGAAGCUGUGGGAGGACGUUCAGGACAUGAGCGCCCGCCGCAAGUCUCGGCUGGAGGUCGCACUGAAGGAAGCCGAACGGCUGCACAAAUCCGUCCACAUGCUGCUUGAGUGGUUGUCCGAGGCGGAGCAGAAGCUGCGCUUUGCUGCGGCCGCUCCCGAUGACGAGAACCAGGCCAACGAUCUGCUGGACGAGCACGCUCGCUUCAUGAAGGAACUGCGCGAGAAGGAGUUCGACAAGGAGGAAACGCUGGCGCUGGCCAACUCGAUUCUGGCCAAGGCCCAUCCGGACGCGGUGCCGAUCAUCAAAAACUGGAUCUCGAUCAUCCAGUCCCGGUGGGACGAAAUUUCCCAGUGGGCGCUGAGCCGCCAGACCAAGCUCGAGUCGCACCUCAAGUCGCUCAAGGAUCUGGACGAGUCGAUCGAGGAGCUGCUGGCCUGGUUGGCCGGACUGGAGUCGACGCUGCUUAAUCUCGAACAGGAACCACUGCCCGAGGAGAUCCCGCCGCUGGAGGUGCUGAUCGCCGACCACAAGGAGUUCAUGGAGAACACUGCCCGUCGCCAGGGCGAGGUGGACCGUGCCUGCAAGCCGCGUCAGCCGCCGCCAGGACUGAAGGAAGCGCGCAAGCCGUCCCGCGGUGUACUCAAGACACCUGUUAAGGGAUCACAGCAAGAUCUGCGCGAGCACUCGCCCGACUACGGCACCUUAGGAAGAAAGCAAAGUUUCAAGGGAUCGCGCGAUCAAGGGCUUAACUCACGUCGUACAAGUCGCGUGAGUCCCGGACGUGAGACCCAGACACCGGAACGGGAUCGCCUGCCGCACUACGGUCCACGGUUCUCGCCAAGCAACCAACCGGAGACGGAACUGCGAUCGCCCCGUGCCAAGCUCCUGUGGGACAAGUGGCGCUACGUGUGGAUGCUGGCGUGGGAACGCCAGCGUCGCCUGCACGACCACCUGCUCUACCUGCAAGACCUGGAGCGCGUCCGGCAGUUCAGCUGGGAGGAGUGGCGCAAGCGCUUCCUCAAGUUCAUGAACCACAAGAAGUCCCGCCUGACGGAUCUGUUCCGCAAGAUGGACAAGGACAACAACGGGCUGAUCCCGCGGGAGGUCUUCAUCGACGGAAUCAUCGGAACGAAGUUCGACACGUCCAAGCUGGAGAUGAACGCGGUGGCCGACCUGUUCGAUCGCAACGGCGAGGGCCUGAUCGAUUGGCAGGAGUUCAUCGCGGCGCUCCGGCCCGACUGGCAGGACCGCAAGCCGAAGACGGACGCGGACAAGAUCCACGACGAGGUGAAGCGGCUGGUGAUGCUGUGCACGUGUCGGCAAAAGUUCCGCGUGUUCCAGGUCGGCGAGGGCAAGUACCGGUUUGGAGACUCCCAGAAGCUGCGCCUUGUGCGUAUUCUGCGUAGUACCGUGAUGGUUCGCGUCGGAGGAGGAUGGGUCGCACUGGACGAAUUCCUGGUGAAGAACGAUCCUUGCCGAGCCAAGGGACGCACCAACAUCGAGCUCCGCGAGCAGUUCAUACUGGCGGACGGCGUGUCGCAAUCGAUGGCCGCGUUCAAGUCCCGCAAGUCCAUCUCGACGCAGGGCUCGGGAUCGACCCAGGCGGGCUCGCCCAUCCCGACCCAGGGCCCGAUCGUCAAGGUACGAGAGCGCUCGUCCAAGUCGAUAUCGAUGUCGCGCCCGUCCCGGUCGUCGCUUUCGGCCUCGACGCCGGAUUCGCUCAGCGACUGCGAGAGCAGCAUCGGAACGCCCGGUCGCUUCCAGACGCCGAGCCGUAAAACUUCAGUGCCAGUUAGAUCUCAGAUGACGCCGGGCGGAUCGCGGGCCAACUCGCGGCCAAGUUCACGACCGGCGAGUCGGGCCGGUUCGAAGCCCCCGUCGCGGCACGGAUCAACCCUGUCGCUGGACAGCACCGACGAUGCCACGCCGUCGCGAAUUCCCACCCGGAGGAUAACCAGCACGACGACCCCGCGGCCAUCGCGGCUAUCCGUUGGAUCGACGAGUACGAGUGCGCGGGGAACGACCACGACGACGACCCACACGAAUGGCGUUUCUUCGAGGACGGCAUCCGGGGCGGCGUCUCCCGCACCAACGAGGAAAACUAGCGGAACGUCCACCCCGUCCGGAAUGCAAACGCCGCGACGAACCUCGGUGGAACCGGGCACACCCGGCACCACCACUCGCCCGGAUCGCAGCUCGCGGGGCACCACCCCCAUCGAGAAGCGGGCCCCGUUCCGACUUUAAGGAAAAAGCCACCCCCCUCGAAAAACAAAUAGCUAGUAAGCGAAAAGCUGACGAAGACGAACGAAGCGAAAAAAAAAACAAGAUAAAAGUUUGCGCUAAUCCAUUAACAGACACAAUAGCUGAGCAGCUUAGCUGAACGCGCGUCGUCUAAAAAGAAAAAAAAAUAAGGUGUACUAAUCAAGUUCAAAGUAUUUAUUUCAAUUUCUCUUUUUUUUUGUUUCAUUAGUUUUUUUUGUUAUUUGAGCAAGCGAAAAAUGCUUAUAUUUUCUUCGCAAAAAGAAGAAUUUCAAACGCGCGCCGCGGUACUAAUCAGUGAUAAUGAUUAGGGUUCAGAUUGAGAGAGUUAGAUUGAGAGAGAGAGCGAACGAGUAAGCGAGAAAGAAUAAUUUCCGUAAACCCACCCCCCCAGUGAAAGAUUUUGUAAAUACUUUUAGAGAAAGAGAGAAUGGAGGGAUUAAAGUUGUAGAAAGUCAUUUGAUCAGAGAGAACAAGAAAAAAAUACCGUGUGAAGAAAAAGAAGAAAGUUUGUAAUAAUUCAAAAUAUAUUUAGAGCAAGGGACUUAGUUUUUACCACAAGCCAACAACAAUUAUUAGCUGUUUCUCGUUGAAUUUUUUGCCUAGUGUGUGUGAACGGAAUAAAAAAGCCGACUUCAAACGUUGUGCCGCGAAUCAAGCGUUGAAGAAAUCGCCAGUUCUUCAGCGUUUGAUCCGCGACGGGUAACGUUUUCAGCUGUGUCAAAAAUUAACAAGAGUUGAAAUGAUAUGAUUCUUAUAUGUGUUCAUGAGCGAAUGUGUGCGCGAGAGUGUGAAAUGUUGUGUUUUUUUGUUUAUAUUUUUAAAACUGUAUAUUUAUUAUUUAUACAAAACAGAUGAUCGAAAAUUUGAGAAGAUUACACAUUUUUCUUGCGUUUCUAUUCGCUCACUUGAAAGGAAAAUCGCCAGUUUCCUUUUUUGGCGGACCGAAUUGUAAAACAAGUAAACAUUUAUUUUUGUUAAAGCAGCUGCUCGAGAGAGAAAGAGAGAAGCGUGCCUUUCCCGGAGAAUAUCACGUUUCACGGUAAUAUAAAAAAGAGGUGUUAUUCUCCGCCUGGAAUGACGCGCAUCGCAGCGGAAGCGAAUUUCGUUGUGUUAAAAUCAUUAAUUUUGUUUCAACAUUCGAGCUUGUGUGCGUGUGGAUUUGUAGGAAAAAUUGACGAACAGUAGAAAGAAAGUGAGAAAGAGAGAGAGAAAUCCACGCGGAUGGAAUAAAAAACACAUUAAAAACGCAGUUUAAGCAGUUAUUAAUUCAUUAACUACAAAAAAAGUCAUUUAGUUGUGUAAGGAGCAGAAUAUUAGUAGGAAUAAAUUUGCAAAUAAUUAAAACUAACUAAGAGCUAAUGCUAAGCUGUUUUGUAAUUGAAAUAUUUUUUUUAUAAAAAAAGAAGAGAAAAAAGCCGGAAAACGACAGAAAAAUAAAAGCAAAACAAAAAAUAAUUCCUAGGAGCGUAACAAAAAAGAAUACAACACAAAAGGAAACCGAAAAAUCCUUAAAACAUAUAACUUCUACUAGCUAACAAAUUAACUACACAAAUUUCUCAGCUAUAGCAGUUAAAAUUUUACUACAUGUGAUUGAAAAGUUUAACACGAAGAAAAAAAAUCUCCUAAAAGUAAUAAACGAAAACUAGUAAUCCAA